ACAAUGUAGAAAAUAGUAAAAAUAAAGAAAAACCCUGGAAUGAGUAGGUGUGUCCAAACUUUUGACUGGGACUGUGUGUGUUGUAAAACAUUAGUUUGUUUUAAAAAGGUGAUUGUCUUUAAAUGAAUAGCACAUACAUUUGAUGUUAUUAUAACGUUUCUAUGUUAUGACAGAGAGGAAAUGUGGCGUUGUUGCUUUGUGCCCACAGAGAUCUGACCGGUCAGACUCCCUACAUCGUUGCUCCUGACAAGGACACCAGGAACGUGUUUAGGAAGUACAUGGCUGAUCACCCUGACAAAUACAACUACAGCAAGGCUCUGGUUCCUGGUCCGCUGACGGCCGAGUUGGAGUCCAAGAAGACUGAGAAGAAAAGGGCUCAGAAAGUGGCCAAGAAAACGAGGGAGAAAGAGCAGAAAGAACAGAGGAAGAGACUAGAGAUGGAGGCUGAGGAGAAGAAAAGAUUUGCCUCCUUAAGCGAUCGAGAGAAGAGAGCACAGGCUGCGGAGAAGAGGUUGGCAGAGCAUCAGGCCUCAACAGGGGGAGACCUUUCAAACACCAGGCGGUGUUGGCAGUGUGGGGAGUCCCUGGUGGGAAAGGUCCCGUUUCAAUACCUAGACUUCAGCUUCUGCACCCCUCGCUGUGUCCAGGAGCACCGCAAGGCUAAUGUGGCUAACAGGAGCAGGGCAGGAAACUGACUAGCAUGUUGCUACCGUCACAACCCUACCAUACUGUUGCCACUUCACUAUAGAAGCCUCAGGCCUACUAAUCUAUUGGUUGGUGGGGACAGAGCACGCAGACCCAGAGACCUAACUGGACCAAGCCCCAGACCUCAGUCAAUCUGAUCUUGAUGUUGCCCAUCUGAUAGGAUUAAAAUGCACAGAAAUAGAAUUAAUAUAACAUAUGAAUGGGGACUCCUGUUCUAUUCAUUAUAUUUCUAUGCGUUUAAUCCCAUCAAAUAGGCCAAAAUCCAGAUGGAUAACUUUCGAUGAAAACUGGACCUGGUGACGAGCAGCUUUGUUACGAUUCCGUUUAACUCAGAAGAUCUGCCUUGUAGCACCGUUGGAAAUGUGAAAGGUCAUUUUCCGAUUUGAGCCUUGAACAUGUGCAGCGUUUACUGUGAAAGCCUUUUAAAUGGAGCUGAUCGUUUCAGGAAAGGAGGCAGAGCUGGGGUCUGAACCAGGUCUGAACCAGGUCUGAACCGGGUGAACUGGUGUCAAAUGAAAUCACUGUUGGUGUGGAAUGGAAUAAUAAACCAUAUUAAUUCAGCUGUACGUGUGAUUGAUGAAACUCUUUAUUCAUGUACACAGUGUUUUUAUAAAAUAGGUAUAUAGUAACGUGCCAAAACAUAGUAUCUGACAGAAGCACAGCAACUCAUGUUAUUAAAUCAUGUCAAAACAA
Molecule: messenger RNA, 1398 nt
Organism: Oncorhynchus gorbuscha (pink salmon)
Lineage: Eukaryota; Metazoa; Chordata; Actinopteri; Salmoniformes; Salmonidae
Product: ankyrin repeat and zinc finger domain-containing protein 1-like
Exons: 4
Coding region: 279-695 (138 amino acids)
Source: RefSeq, a predicted model, not a curated record